GUCCAGGACACGUUCAUGACUUAUGAGAUAUACGAUGAUGUCAUUACUCUGCGUCUUGUGCAGGAGGCAUGCACUAUGCUGGACAUGCCUUCUGAGGUGGUGCUGAAGCUUUUCAGGGAGUACUUCUUCAGCUUCUGUAAGAUGGCGGGGUACGACACCAUGCUGCGUACGCUAGGGGGGAACCUGGUGGAAUUCAUUGAGAACCUGGAUGCCCUUCACAGCUACCUGGCUCUCUCCUACCAGGAGAUGAACGCUCCCUCGAUCCGUGUGGAGAAGAACGAUGAUGGGAGGAUGUUGCUUCAUUACUACUCGGACAGGAAAGGUCUACAGUGCCUUGCAAAAAGCAUCAGGAAGUUCAUCAACAGCCAGUUUGUCCUGAAGACCAGACGGGAGAUGGUGCCCCUGGCCUCUCAGCAUCAGUCGAUGCUCAAACUCAGAGGUCAGAUGGUGUGGAUGGAGUCUCUGGGCUGUAUGGUGUACCUGUGCUCUCCGAAGCUGCGCAGCCUGCAGGAGUUGGAGGAGAGGGGUCUGCACAUCUCCGACAUCGCCCAGCACGACACCACCCGGGACCUCAUCCUGCUUAACCAACAGCGUCUGGCCGAGAUGGAGCUGUCCAAUCAGCUGGAGCGCAAAAAGGAGGAGCUGAGGAUCCUCUCACGGCACCUCGAGGCGGAGAAGAAGAAGACGGAGACUCUGCUCUACGCCAUGUUGCCUCGCCACGUAGCCAACCAGCUGAAGGAGGGCAAGAGGGUGGAAGCAGGUGAGUUCCAGGUGUGCACCAUCCUGUUCAGUGAUGUGGUCACCUUCACCAAUAUCUGUGCUGCCUGCAAGCCCAACCAGAUCGUCAACAUGCUCAACUCCAUGUACUCCAAGUUCGACCGCCGUACCAGUGUCCAUGACGUGUACAAGGUGGAGACUAUUGGAGACGCCUACAUGGUGGUGGGUGGGGUUCCUAUUCCAGCUGACAGCCAUGCAGAGGGGGUGGCCAACUUUGCCCUGGGUAUGCGUAUCGCUGCCCGGGAGGUGACCAACCCUAUCACUGGGCAACCCAUCCAGAUUCGGGUGGGUCUGCACACAGGUCCAGUGCUGGCUGGUGUGGUAGGGGACAAGAUGCCUCGAUACUGCCUGUUUGGAGAUACGGUGAACACUGCCUCCCGCAUGGAGAGUCACGGAGUGCCUGACCACAUACACCUCAGCCCCUUCACAUACAGUGCGCUGGAAGAUAAGCGCUUUGACAUCCUGGAAAGAGGAGAGAAGGUGAAGGGGAAAGGCCUGAUGACCACCUACUUCCUGCUGCAGAACCUGUGUGUGUCUGAGGACACCAUCUUGGCCAGAGGGACAGGAGAGCCCUGCGUGUACAGAGACAACCAGCAGGGGGCGGGAGAGAGCGAGAGAGACACAGAAGAACCAGACAGUGUGAGAAAGGAAGAAACGAAUGGCCAAACCAUGGCAUCAGCUUCUUCUUCCAGUGACCUCACCAACGAAGACACACCUUUUCUGGGAGACACUACACCUUUUCAAAAGGGCCACCUCAACGACGUGAACUCACGAUUCUGCCGACUGCUCUAA
Molecule: messenger RNA, 1569 nt
Organism: Oncorhynchus mykiss (rainbow trout)
Lineage: Eukaryota; Metazoa; Chordata; Actinopteri; Salmoniformes; Salmonidae
Source: RefSeq, a predicted model, not a curated record